Messenger RNA from Chanos chanos (milkfish), 1889 nucleotides. It is a transcript of the gene vamp5, whose product is annotated as vesicle-associated membrane protein 5. The transcript is spliced from 3 exons. Gene Ontology annotation, cellular component: plasma membrane. The record is from RefSeq and is a predicted model, not a curated record. The coding region runs from base 284 to 601 and encodes 105 amino acids. Gene Ontology annotation, biological process: Golgi to plasma membrane protein transport. NCBI's taxonomy places the organism in Eukaryota, Metazoa, Chordata, Actinopteri, Gonorynchiformes, Chanidae.
GCGUUCCUCUAUAUUGCAGCGCAAAAAGAGAGUUGCUUUCCAGAGUGUACUCACGAGAGGACUGCCAGAGUUAAGAUAACAGUUGUCGACCCGUUGAAGUGAGCGCAGCUACGGACGCGUUUAAGAAGUAACUGGGACAGAGCUGAGUUGAUUUGCUUAUCAAACCACGACUGUUUUAUACCCGGUCUGAGUUAUCAGAGGCAAAAAAAAAAAUCAUCUGUCUGAUGCGGUGUUGUCGGUGACAGUUUACGACUGUAAAGUUGUGAAGACUGUGAAUACAAACAUGAUGAACGGGAAGAGUCGUCUGCAGCAGGCACAGGAGGAGGUGGAGGAAGUGAAAGUCAUUAUGCUGGAUAACCUCAACAAAGCUGACGAGCGGGCAGGCAAACUGGGAGAACUGGAGAACCGCGCUGACCAGUUGUUGGAGAAGAGCAAGGCAUUUCAGAAGACCACAACCCAAGUGAAACAGAAGAAACGAUGGGAAAACAUAAAAAUGAAAGUGAUACUGGGAAGCAUCGCGGCUGUAGUGGUCUUGCUGAUCGUAAUUCUACUCCUGGUUUAUCUGUUGCCAAGUAACUCUGGUACUAAUGGGGACAACUAGACCUUCGGACUUUGGAAAAAAUAAACAUGGACUACAGAGUGUCUGCAGCUGAACUGCAAUUGGUUGAGCUUUCAGUAUGCAGACAUAGUAAGUUGGCAGAGAUGGAAACAGUUGUUUCCACUACAACAAGCCUUAGCUUUAGUGUCUUGCGUGAUUCUAUUCAGCCAGACCUGUGAUGUCAGAAUUUUCUGGAAUUCUCAGGCUUUGUUUUGUCAGUAGGAGCAGACUGAUUGAAGGAGAGGCCAUUGCUACCAUUCUCAAGGAGCUAACCAGUGCACCAAGAGCGAAAGCUUUGACCGACGUCACUUAGUGCUAUACAUUUUUCUCCUUCAAGUUUUUUUUUUUUAUUCCUCUUAGUGUCAGUGUAGGAAAUUAAAUGGUACAGUUGCCAGUUCAGCUGCUCCCUCUUUCAACAUUCAUGGGUAACGUCAGUCUUUGGCUCUAGCUGUUAAGGCGUAACAGGUUUACAUGUUGAUUCAAGUAUUCAUUGUCAUAGGAUAUUACUGUAGUUUACAGUACAGUCGCCACAUACACAAAUAAAUUUUCAUUGCUUUUUUCCCCCCCUUUUUUUUUCUUAUAAGGCCAGUGAAAAUAAAGUUCUAAUCUGAAUGUUUUCCUUCUUUUUUUUCUUUGUUCUUUUUCAAAAACACUUGAAGUCUCUCAUCAUACUUAAAGAAAUAUGAAUGUGAUCACAAUGAGAGUUUUCGCAGUCCUGUUUCUAUGUUUUAUUUGGGUAACAUGUGAAGGAUAAGUCCAUGAUGGGCUGUCUAUAUGGUUGUUUUCACACUGGGAUAAGAGGAGCAAACAAAUUACUGUGUUAAAUUGCAAUUAUAAGAUUUCUCAUGGGUUAACUCAAGAACAUACUGAAGUCUUUGUUAGGAAAACAUUUACUGUUUGCAGUUAGGAACAAAGUGGUGUUUCUAGAAUUUACCACAUUCUUGACAUAAGCAAUUUCACGCAUUCUCAAACCUCUUGUACUCAAAAUGUAGUCCAUUCAAGACUUUUCCAUGACAUAAAGAUUCUGUGUGAGCAAAUCAAUUUUAGACUUUGAUGCUCUGAAAUAUGAAUAGGUCUGUAGGUGUGCCAAACUCUUGCUGCUGAAAAGAAAUGUGUUUCAUCUGUCUUAAUAUGUAGUCACCUAAAUGUAUCAUAUUUCAUUUAUCAGAGUGAAGUUUUAUUUUUGCUUUAAUAUAAUCAUAAUUUCUUCUGGUCCUCCUGUUAUUGUUGUUGCAAACUGUCUCUUUACUCAUUUGUCAUAUUCAAAUGAAAAAGUGAAAAUUAAUUUCAA